Messenger RNA from Penicillium angulare, 1254 nucleotides. Its product is annotated as 3-ketoacyl-coA thiolase peroxisomal A precursor. Bases 1 to 1254 code for a protein of 417 amino acids. Gene Ontology annotation, cellular component: peroxisome. Gene Ontology annotation, biological process: fatty acid beta-oxidation; phenylacetate catabolic process. The transcript is spliced from 3 exons. The record is from RefSeq and is a predicted model, not a curated record. Gene Ontology annotation, molecular function: acetyl-CoA C-acyltransferase activity. Lineage: Eukaryota; Fungi; Ascomycota; Eurotiomycetes; Eurotiales; Aspergillaceae.
AUGUCUUCUGCCCAGCAGCGCUUGUCCCAGGUUUCUUCCCACUUCGGUGGCCAAAAAGGAGCCGCCGCUUUGACCGAGAAGCACCCCGAUGAUAUUGUUGUCACCUGUGCCCUCCGUACUGCCUUGACAAAGGGUGGCAAGGGUGCCUUCAAGGAUACUGCCGCCGCUGAUCUUCUGGCUGGUGUUUUCAAGGCCGUUAUCAAGAAGAGUGGUAUUGAUCCUAGUGCCGUUGAGGAUGUUGCGGUCGGCUCUGUCCUUCCUCCAGGUGGUGGUGCUACUGAGUUCCGUGCCGCUGCUCUCGUAGCUGGUUUCCCCGAGACAACUGCAGUCAAGUCUCUGAACCGUCAAUGCUCCAGUGGUUUGCAGGCUAUCGCUGACAUUGCCAACGCUCUGAAGUCGGGCAUGAUCGAUGUUGGUAUUGGUGCUGGUGUGGAGAGCAUGACUUCUCAGUACGGUCCCGGUGCUGUUACCGAAUUCUCCGAACUCCUUGAGAACCACCCCGAGUCCGCCAACUGCAAGGUUCCCAUGGGUGUCCUGUCCGAGGACAUGGCCAAGGACCGCAACAUUUCCCGUACCUCCCAGGAUGCUUUCGCCGCUUCCUCAUACCAAAAGGCCGAGAAGGCCCAAGCCGCUGGUCUUUUCAAUGAAGAGAUUGCUCCCCUGGAGGUCAACUGGACCGACCCCAAGACUGGCGAGGAGAAGAAAAUCACCGUCAAGGAAGAUGACGGUAUCCGCAAGGGCAUGACCGCCGAGUCACUUGCCAAGAUUCGUCCCGCUUUCGCUAAGGAUGGAUCCAUCCACGCUGGUAAUGCCUCUCAGAUCUCUGACGGUGCUGCCGCCGUUCUCUUGAUGAAGCGUUCCACUGCCGAGCGCCUUGGACAGAAGAUCAUCGGAAAGUACGUAUCUGCCAGCAUCGUCGGUGUCAAGCCCCUUCUUAUGGGUGUCGGCCCUUGGAAGGCCAUUCCCGUUGCUCUGGAGAAGGCUGGUAUCACCAAGGAUGAUGUCGAUAUCUUUGAGAUCAACGAGGCCUUCGCCUCUCAGUGCGUGUGGUGUGUGAACGAGCUUGGCCUGCCCAUUGAGAAGGUCAACCCUAAGGGUGGUGCCAUUGCUUUCGGUCACCCUCUUGGAUGCACUGGCGCUCGCCAAGUGAGCACACUCCUCACAGAGCUCAAGCGUACCAACAAGAAGGUUGGUGUUACCAGCAUGUGUGUCGGCACUGGUAUGGGUAUGGCCGCCGUUUGGGUGGCUGAGUAA